This is a messenger RNA of Triticum dicoccoides, 3416 nucleotides long. Its product is annotated as putative GTP diphosphokinase RSH1, chloroplastic. Lineage: Eukaryota; Viridiplantae; Streptophyta; Magnoliopsida; Poales; Poaceae. The coding region runs from base 274 to 2994 and encodes 906 amino acids. Gene Ontology annotation, biological process: guanosine tetraphosphate metabolic process. The record is from RefSeq and is a predicted model, not a curated record. The transcript has 25 exons.
AAAGCUCCAGCCUCCAACCCAGCCCUCUCGCACAGACAGCCCUAUUUUACUUCACCACGGCCGCGGCCUUUGUGUGGCCUCCGUCCCCUGUUAUCCCUUCUUCUUCCCCGUCUCGCCUCCUCCCUCCUCCUCCUCCCCACCGGCAAACCCCCUCUCGAUCUCCACCGCUCGCCGAGUUUCGCCCAAUUCGCGCCCUGCCGGAGCCCGGGUCCACGAAGAGGGCCCCCUUUCGCCGGCCGCGGCGCCGCCGAUGAGACUGGCCGCCGCCGCGCCAUGCAACCCCCGACGGCCGCUCUGUCUGCGUCGUCGCUGGAGUGCGCGAGCUCGUGCAGGGCCUUGUGGAAGGGGGGCGGAGGAGCUGGGAGGCCCUACGAAUGCAGCGUGCUCUCCUGCGCCUGGAACGCUCCACGCGCGCUCACCGGCGCGCUUGCCAGCACCACGCAGUGCUCCUCCUGUAGCCACGCUGAAGCCGUAGGCGGCGGGAGGCGGCGAGGUCGCCCACGGCAGAGUAACAACAACACGUUACUGCACAUCACCUGGGCAGAAGACAUCAACAAAGGAAUGUUGGGCCAUGGUUCAUCAGCUAGUUUUGUUUCCUCGGAAAAAAAAAACAGAUAUUGGUCAACUCCUGUGAAAUCAAUGUGGAGGGUUUCCUGCUAUUCGUCAGGACCGUUUGACCUUGUUUCUCCAGAAACGUUGUGGGAGAGUCUCAGACCAGCUAUCUCGUACCUUCAACCUGAAGAGUUGAACUUCGUACAUGACGCUUUAGAGUUAGCAUAUGAAGCACAUAAUGGGCAGAAACGCCGGAGUGGGGAACCUUUCAUCAUUCAUCCUGUUGAAGUUGCUCGUAUUCUUGGGGAGCACGAACUUGACUGGGAAUCAAUCGCUGCUGGUUUAUUGCAUGACACUGUUGAAGAUACUGACAUGGUUACUUUUGAAACAAUCCAAAAUGAGUUUGGGGCAACAGUAAGUCGUAUUGUUGAAGGGGAAACAAAGGUGUCUAAGCUAGGGAAACUUCAAUGCAAAAAUGAGGGUAGUUCAAAACAAGAUGUCAAAGCUGAAGACUUAAGACAGAUGUUUCUUGCAAUGACAGAAGAGGUUCGUGUAAUCAUUGUGAAACUGGCAGACAGGUUGCAUAACAUGCGUACUCUUACACAUAUGCCUCAGCACAAGCAGUAUGCUAUCGCCAUGGAGACGCUGCAGGUUUUUGCACCCCUAGCAAAACUUCUCGGGAUGUAUCAAAUAAAGUCUGAGUUAGAGUAUCUGUCCUUCAUGUACAUGAAUCCUGGUGAUUUCGCUGAACUAAGGAAAAGAGUUGAUGAUAUCUUCAAAGCCCAUGAACAAGAAUUGGAAGAGGCAAAUAAAAUCCUAAAGCAAAAAAUUGCUGAGGAUCAAUUUCUUGACCUUGUGAGUGUUGAAACAGAAGUGCGCUCAGUGUGUAAAGAACUUUACAGCAUUUAUAAAACCGCUCUCAAAUCCAAGAGUUCAUUAAAUGAGGUAAAUCAGGUUGCUCAGCUGCGGAUCAUCAUAAAACCAAAAUCCUGCAAUGGUGUUGGGCCACUGUUUACCGCACAACAGAUCUGCUACCAUGUCCUUGGUCUUGUUCAUGGCAUAUGGACACCUAUACCUCAAGCUGUUAAAGAUUAUAUUGCAACUCCAAAGCCUAAUGGCUAUCAAAGUCUACAUACUACAGUGAUACCGUUUCUUAAUGAGAGUAUGUUCCAUUUGGAAGUUCAGAUAAGAACAGAGGAUAUGGAUCUGAUAGCAGAAAGAGGCAUUGCUGCACACUACAGUGGAAGAGGGGUGGUUUCAGGACCUGUUUGUCCUGGAAUAUCUAGUGGAAGAAAUUUAGAUGGGAAAGUGAUCUGUCUUAACAAUACAGGCUUUGCUCUGAGGAUUGGUUGGCUGAAUGCAAUCCGUGAAUGGCAAGAAGAGUUUGUUGGUAACAUGAGCUCUAGGGAAUUUGUGGAUACUAUUACCAGAGAUCUUCUGGGAAGCCGUGUCUUCGUGUUUACACCUAAAGGCGAGAUUAAAAACCUGCCUAAAGGGGCCACUGUGAUUGAUUAUGCAUAUCUGAUCCAUACAGAAAUCGGCAAUAAAAUGGUAGCAGCAAAGGUGAAUGGUAAUCUAGUUUCACCAAUCCAUGCACUUGCGAACGCUGAAGUAGUGGAGAUAAUAACUUACGAUUUGAGCUGCCAAAUUGUUGAAUUGCUACAGACAGAUCUAUACUGCAGCAAUAGGAUUUCAUGGCAGUAUGUAUUGACAUUGACACACAUACGUUAUCUCUUGAGUAUCUGGAGUGCUAGGCACAAAAUUAUGAAAUUCUUAAGGGAGCAAGCUGCUCUUUCUGCUGCUGAAAUAACGGCGGAUGCAGUUAAUAACUUUGUCGCUGAUCUUGAAGAUGAAAGUGACAGUGAGCAGUUAAUUCCAACCACACAAAACGAUGACCAUAAAUUCAAUUGGCAGAAGAUAUUAAGUUCCAACAAGUUAUCCUUUGUGAAUAAAAAUAGCGAUGGCUUUUUACCAGUUAACAACGUUCACACGCCAAAGAUUAACGGGAAGCACAACAAAACUGUCAAGGAACUAGGCAUCAAAAUUAAUGGUUCAACAGUUCGAGGUGAUAGCUCCACUGACUUCAUGCGCCCUGGCGUCCCAGCCUAUAAGGAAGUUUUUGCUAGUUUGGAUAAUUGGAAAUGCGGUAAAAUUUCCUCUUGGCACAAUACAGAAGGCAACUCUAUCCAAUGGCUUUGCAUAGUGUGUGUUGAUCGAAAAGGGAUGAUGGCUGAAGUCACUUCGGCUUUGACAGCUUGCGGAAUCACCAUAUGUUCUUGUGUGGCAGAGAGAGAUAACAGAAGAGGAAUGGGUGUGCUGCUUUUCCAUUUUGAGGGAACUGAUGAGAAUGUGGUGAGCGCAUGCUCCAGUGUUGAGAUGAUUCUUGGCGUUCUUGGUUGGUCUGCUGGGUGUAGUUAUGAUCCGCUUGGCGUUCUUGGCUGAUGUCAAUUAAUUCUUGAGUGCUAGUGUAGUCGUGAUGCACAGUUGACCUUCAUCUCCACUGAAGCUGAGACAAUUUUGGAAAGCACCAAUGGAUGAAAUGUUUUGGGAGCAGUCAGGUCUUGGUUCCCUUUACUUUGUCAAAGCAGGCAGAUGAAACUAGAACCAGAUGUUACCACGCUUCAUUUGGAAGCGAGAGAGUGUACAUAGCUGAGCGAGUAGUAUACUUUUAGUGCAGGGAUUGGCUGGGUUUAUACAGAAAAAGGCCUCCGUGAAUGACCAAAUGAAGGCUGGUUUCUUCUCUCUUUUUUACCCUUCUGAGCGUUGCAUAUACUAGUUGUGUAAUUGAAUGUGCAGCUAGAGUUUUGACCUGGAAUCUCAGUGUCCCAAAAUUUUGACCCUAUUUGGAUACUCGGUGUCAUGAA